Molecule: messenger RNA, 1428 nt
Organism: Moesziomyces antarcticus
Lineage: Eukaryota; Fungi; Basidiomycota; Ustilaginomycetes; Ustilaginales; Ustilaginaceae
Product: oxidoreductase
Exons: 1
Coding region: 1-1428 (475 amino acids)
Source: RefSeq, a predicted model, not a curated record
AUGCCGGUACAUCUUCUUGCAUCGGCAGUGUCGUCCGCCGUGCCCACCGAGUACUGGGCCUCAAUCGCCGCCUCGCUCGUCGCCAUCUCCUUCCUCAAGACCUGGUCGCAGGGCGUCAAGCUGCUCGACCCGCCCCCGCCGCCCACAUCCUCCUCAACCAACUCUGCGCCUAUUUCGCCCUCGCUCGAUGCACACUUGAACGACCUGCACGGCCGCGUCGUGCUCGUCGCCUCGGGCGCCUUUACGCCGCUGGGCGUCGUCACCAUCUCGGCACUCGCCCAUCGAGGAGCACAGAUCAUCGCGCUCGCGCCGGAUAUCUCGUCGCCGGACGUGGUGCAGCUCGUGCACCUCAUCCGCGACUCGACGCAGUCCGAGCUGGUGUACGCCGAGCAGUGCGACAUUGCGAGCCUCGAGAGCGUCUCGGCGUUUGCGGCGCUCUGGAAUGCAGGCGACAAGAAGCAGCAGCAGGGUAUACGCAGACUCGACUCGCUCAUCUUUCUCCCGCCGUCGAGGGAGGAGGUGCGCACAUUGCAGGCAACAGGUGUGGGGAUGGCGCAGGCGAUCUAUCAGCUGCACGUGCUCGCACGGUUUCACCUGGUGAAUUCGUUGCUGAGCAGUCUGCUUGUGCUGCCGCCCGAGCGCGAGGUGCGCAUCGUGUCGGUGGUGUCGCCGUUCUACGCGGCGGGUGCGAAUCACUUUGACCUGCUCACCACCGGCACUGCUACAAAGCCCAAGGGAAAGCGCAAGGCUACGCCGACAAUCAAGACGCUGGCGGAGGGGAGCUAUUCGGCGCUGGUGGGUGCGGCGUCUCUGCGAUGGUACGCACUGAGCAUCGAGCUGCAGCGUCGCCUCGAUCUGCUCGCCGAAGCCGAUCCGCGUCCACGCACCAAGCUUCCCGGCAUCGACGUUUCCUCUGCCCGACCCACUGCCUCAACGCCGCACACGCAUAGCAACAUUGCCGUCAUCAAUGUAUGCCCGGGCUUUGAACGCAAUGCCGACAUCAUCGACACCUUCCUGCCCCCUCCCUCCCCAUCCUCCUUCCCACCGCUGUACUUUGCGAGAGCUGCGUUGCGCAUGGUGUUGGUGUUGGUGGUGUGGCCAGUGGUGUGGCUGUUGGCCAAGUCUGCAGCAACCGCAGCGAAUAGUGUCGUGUGGGCAACAGCGCGAAAGCUUGAUGGACAGGCACGCACCCAUCCCAUCCUCAACAACGCCUCACCAGCCCAUGCGAGGUUUGGCCUGUACGAACCCCUCGUACCGGCGGAGCUGUACAGAGAGGCAAGGAUCGUUCGUCCCACCCUACCGGCGAGACUCGAUCCCAACAGCAAAGAUGCACGUCACAAUUGGGCCCAAUUGUGGCAGCACGAGGAACACCUCUUGGAGCACAAGGUCAAGGCCAAGGGUGGAAAGAUCAAACGUCCCCAAGUCUAG